Messenger RNA from Diaporthe batatas, 1749 nucleotides. RefSeq lists its product as uncharacterized. Bases 1 to 1749 code for a protein of 582 amino acids. The transcript has a single exon. The record is from RefSeq and is a predicted model, not a curated record. Lineage: Eukaryota; Fungi; Ascomycota; Sordariomycetes; Diaporthales; Diaporthaceae.
AUGGCGAACACGAAGCGGAGACGCGAAGAAGAUCACGACCCGCCGGAGUCGAAGAAGAGCCAAACAAAUAAGGUCUUCACUGUCGAGAAAUUCAUGGCAGACUUUCCGCCCUUGAAGGGACCUCUGGCGAAGGAAGAUGAGCCGCCGCUGCCUUCCACAGUUCUUGCGGAUGACGAAAUGCAGGAUGUCUCAAAUGGGAGGAAGCCUCCAUUCCGUUCCACCUUCAACAUGCACCUCCCGCUCCAACUCAGAGGCUACGAGUCGGAAGACGCACUGAAUACGCCAUUCAACUGGAUGAAGAAACAGUACUUUCACUGCAUCAUACCUGAGCUAGGCGAGGAGUACGACUUCGCCUAUGAAUCUGACACCUUUUACACGCUACGAGAUUUUCACAACGCGCGAGUAAGAAUCCGAGAGGGCCAGUACCUUCCCGAUUAUAUCAUCUACAGCCUUGCCACUCGCUGGUUGGUGUUGGGAGAAAAGGGUCGCCCGGCAUCUGAUGGCUACCUUGCCCAAGACGAAAUUUUCGUCGCUACUUGUCUCCCGCUGAGCGACGACAAAGAUGCCAUCAGGGAUUACUUCGAGGGAUACUACCUUCGAGAGCUUAGCGCUCAAUACUACAUUCCCAAGAGCAAGUACUCGGUGCAUUUUGUGGGCGAGCCGAAGAAGAGCGAGAGCGAGGACAUCCAACACAUCAAUGUCGGCUCGGUGCUCAUUCGGAACACCAAAACCGGCCGUGUGAUUUAUAUCGACACCGGAGCUCGCACAAGCCGCGAGGGCCGGGCGAGACGUGCGGGCCUUGUGCUGAAGGCCUGGCUACAAUUUCAGAAGCAGAAGACCCCGGACGCCGACCUAGGUCCCAUCAGCAGGUCCGUGCCGUUGAUUCUCGACGUCAAGAGGGAGACGCAUCCAAGCCUGCGGUCACUACACGCCAUAGUCUCAGCAACAUUAUUUCUCAAGCGCCGAAUCACUGACUGGGGCGAAGUCAAGGCCUUCACACUUCGGGGCAAGCCUUGUAGCAAGACCAUGGCAAAAUGGGCAGUGCGAAGCAUCUCGGGCUGGUUGGGUCUGAAUUCACCCAAAACUGUCCUUCCCUCAAAGCCUAGCAGCACGUCUCAGACUUUUGGGCUCAACUACCAGAGAGGAGCUCUCAUGGGCCGCAAGAAGCCUCACAAGGCGUCCAAGCGAAUCGUGUCUGCUAAAAAAGGAAAUCCACCCGUGUACAAUGAUGAGCCCGAUACGGACAACGACGCCGUUUCAGUUCACGAGGACGAUUCGGAUCACGAGGCCAGUGAUAACGAGGGCAGCCUAGCCGAUAUGAGCCAUGGGAGCGUUAGCGGCGACGAAGACACUGACGUUGUGGACCAGUCCAGCGACGAAGACGACGACUCGGACAAUAUCCAAAAUGACGAGUUCGAACCCGAGAGCGACAUGGACUCGGUCGAAGACAAGCCCGCCAAAAAGGCAAGCCCCAAGAAAGUUAACUCCGGCCCUAGCAGUGAGCUUGAUCAGUCCGACGAGACGGAGGACGACGGUGCCUACAGUAUGGAGGCUUACGACGACAUGAUCAGAAAUAAGGGGCCCAGCGGACGGGAGCACAAAAGGGCGAAGGCCAAGAGGGAGAAGUCCGAGAAGGAGGAGCCCAAGAAGAAGCGCCUUGCCAGUGAAGACGUCUUGUCGAAGAAAUCCAAGAACACCCGUCAGGCCAAAGGGGCGGUCUAUGACCGCAACCCCCGUUCUUCAAUUUGA